Molecule: messenger RNA, 1939 nt
Organism: Prorocentrum cordatum
Lineage: Eukaryota; Dinophyceae; Prorocentrales; Prorocentraceae
Source: the annotation of a GenBank genome assembly
CCAGCCUCCAAUAGGCCCCCACGACGCCCCCAGUGCGCCUCUAGAUGCCCCCUCCGUAGCCAUUUCGGCUCAGGACGCUUCGGUUGGGCCACGUCUGCCGAAUUCAAGGCGUUCACCUGCACACGUCUCCCUGACGCACACACCAGCAGGCCCACGGAGCCUGACCUUCCACGAUGUUCUCCAUAAUCCGCGCCGUCGUGUGUGCGUGUCUCGCGCUGGGGACGCAGGUCCAGGCGAUCUAUCAUCGCGUGCACGACCCCCAGGCUGCGCUGUUCAACAGCUCCCACGCCGCGCCGCCAGGCGCGCACAAUAACUCCCAGGUCGCACGGGUCGGGACGCCGUUCGGGGGGUCAGGCGGAUCUACAACAACGAGCGCCAACGUGGUCGCAUACUACGUCGCGAACGACUGCGGCGAGCCCGCGCACUGCGUGAUCGAGCCCACGGAGUGUGACGUCGCCUCCUCGACCCUCGGGCUCUCUGCCGGGUAUUGGCCGUCCGUGGCCUACGGCGGCAACUGCGCGAAGUGGGACGGUGGGUGGGGUGAGGUUUCUUCGGCCUCGUCCACCUGGUAUUAUUACUACGCGAACAACCAGGCUGGCGCUCAAUCCAUUUGCAAGUUGCCUACUUACUCGGUUGGCACUACGACCGGGUGCUACACCGGGUAUUCGCCAAUUGCUGACACCACCGAGUGUGACGCAGCCAGUGUCGCGCUCGGGUUCACCCUGGGCUGGUGGGGAGGGUGGGCUUACGGUGGAAACUGCGCAAAGUGGGAUGGUGGCACCGGCUCGACCACCUGGUACUACCACCACGCGAGCACCGAAACCGGCGCCGAGCCGAUCUGCAAGCUGAACCAGUACGUCAUAGCGACUGCGGGGUCGCUGUGCCCCAGCGGGUUUGCGAACAUCACCGACUCCGCAAAGUGCGACGCGGCUGGAGCUGCACUCGGACUCGCGGCAGGGCCUUAUGCGACGGACAACUACGGCGGCAGCUGCGCGAAGUGGGACGGCGGGUGGGGAUCCUGGGGCGGCGAUUGGUUCUGGCACUCCGCGAGCGUCAAGCCCGGCGCCUCGCUGAUCUGUGCCGCCGUCACGGCCCCCCCGACGCCCAGCCCCACGCCGGCGCCCCCCACGCCGAGCCCCACGCCGAGCCCCACGCCCAGCCCCACGUCCAGCCCCGCGCCCCCCCCCGCAACGGGGGCAGUGGGUCCGGUUGCCGCUACUGGCGAUCCCCAUUUGCAGAACAUUCGCGGCGAGCGGUUCGAUGUGAUGAAGCAGGGCAGGCACGUCCUGAUAAGCAUUCCUAAGGGAAUGAGCGCCGAGAACGCGCUGCUCCGCGUGGAGGCCGAGGCGCGCCGGAUGGGUGGAAGUUGCUCGGACAUGUAUUUCCAUGCUUUGAACAUCACGGGGGCGUGGGCAGAUGUGAAGCAGGCAGGAGGGUACCACUUCCAAUCGGGAAAUUUCGACAAUGUGGCUUCGGAAUGGAUUGGAUUUGGUAAGGUCGAUCUGAAAGUUGUUCAUGGACGUACGCAGCAAGGUACCCUGUACUUGAACUUCUACGUCAAGCAUCUGGGGCGAACGGGGCUUGCUGUCGGAGGCUUAUUGGGAGAUGAUGAUCACUCCGAUGCCGAAUCCGUUCCCGAGGAAUGUUGGCAGCGCAUUUCCCUCCUGGCCCAGAGUACGGACCUGAACAACCAUGGUUCUACACUAUCGGAAGCAGUUGCACUUCUUGAGUGACCAGGCUCGUUAGAAAGUUUAGGUCGUUAUAAACUUCUGGCCGUUUUCUUGCCAUGCCUUUGUUAUGAUGGCGCCACGGAGGCAUAUGGCAUCAGUUCUGCGCAACAAAUGCCCUGUGACGUACCCAACUGUUUCUACACAUGUGGCGACGAUACACAGGACCGAUCAAUACGAACGAUCAUGUUGAAGGACCCGCAGGAGCCCAC